AUGUUAACUGUUGAAUUGUUGAUAGUUCAUAUUUUAUAGUUCAUUAGGAAUAUUCGCAGUAGCGACUAGUUUUUAUUCAAUUUGAAGAAAUACACACAAUCCUUUAAAUUACGAGAGACUACACUGUGCAUUACUAAAAUGGCUACUUUGGAGGACAAAAUAUUGGGAGAAAAACUUCAUAACUACUGUAGUAGUAGCGAAGAUGAAGGAGGUUCUGAUGAUGAAGAUUGCCAAAGCUCAGAUGAGAAAGAAAAUUCUUUAAAGAGGUGCCAGGAGCCAUCGGAACCACCGCCUGUUAAUAAUUGGAGCGGUUCAGCAACCAACACAGGCCCAAAAGGGGUUUUGGAAGAUUGGAGAAGAUUUAAAGAAUUAGAAGCACAGAACAGAGAGGAGUUAGCCAAAGAGCGCAUUGCUCUAGCUAAAAAACUCACUAUGACGGUAAAAACAGUUCAAGAAGAGGAUAAAGAAAAAGAAAUCGAUGAGUUGGAAGAUGAGUUAGACGAAUUAAUUGAUGAAGGUUUUCUUAUGAAGUACCAACAACAAAGAAUGCAGGAACUCAUGGCGCAGUUACAAAAAGCGCCUAAAUUUGGCAAGCUUCAAACGCUGAAAAACCAGGAUGAUUUCUUGAGUGCUAUUGAUAAGGAAGACGUAAAAGUAACAGUGGUUAUACAUAUAUAUGGACACAAUGUCAAAGCUUGUGAGAGCAUGGACGGUUGUUUAAGUAUAUUGGCAUCAGAUUAUCCGGCAGUAAAGUUUUGUAGAAUAGCAGUGGAUGUAGCUGGUUUGAGUCGUCACUUUAGUGUAGAAGGUGUGCCAGCGCUACUUGUGUAUAAAGGCGGACAGAUUAUUGGUAAUUUUGUUCAGUUAGCAACAGAACUCGGCAAUGAUUUCUUUGCUUCAAAUGUAGAAAAGUUUCUCAUAGAAUAUGGUAUGCUGCCUGAAAAUUAAAUUGUGUUUGCUGUUUUUAUUAAUGCAUUUUUGUUUGUAGAGAUUGUGUUGUUUUAAUGAGUUUCUAUAUUGUUUAUCAGUAUUACAACAGAGCAUCCAAGAUGAAUCUAGCAUAUAUUCUAUUUUCGUUUAGUCAGAUAUGCUAAGCAUUUUAUUAUAAUUUAAGUUAAACUUAAAUGGCACCACCAAUUUGUUUAUGUAAGUUAAUGUGGUAACAUAUUUUUGUUUAUAACUCCUUAAACAUUUUGACAACCUGAGGCUGCCAAUUUUGGACAAGACUUUGUAGGAUUUGUGUAUUAACCUAGGAUAAUCAAUGAAUUUUAACAGGACUUUUAGGAACAGAGGUGUCUGUUGUUUGCGAUAAUAAUAUUUAAAAUAAUUUGUGUUCCAUUGUAAGAGUAAGUCCUCUUCAAGAAUUAAAGUCCCAGUGUCAGAAUACAGUAUAGAUCUGAAAAAAUAUGUAAUGACCCAUUUACACUACCCAUGCUAUUGGCAAAGCAUUAGAAGCUAUGAAAAAGGGUUUUUUAAAUAUAAACCCUACAUUCUAUUUUGGUAAUUUUGAAUUUUUAUUUGGAUAUAGCAUAAAUGUACUGCUAAUAUAAAAAAAUUCUUUUAAAAUAAUUAAAGAUUUAAUCCGAGUCUUGGUUUAUAGUGUAUGUGAGACAUCAUCAGCGUUGAUCAUAGUAGCUGUUUUUGAUAUGUUAUUUAAAAGAUAAAGUGGAUAUGUUUUGACUAAAAUAAGGAUUUAAUAUAAAUUAUCCAUCUCUAGUGUUAUUCUAUACUGCAUAUUUAAGAAACUUUGAUGAAUAUUUUGUAGAGGAAACUGAAGGAUGGCUUCUCCAUUCCAAUAUGAGUGUUAAAUAUAUAGAAUGCUCGAUUAACACAAUAGAUUUUUUGGUAAAGCAACUGCAAUCUGACAUUCCGAAGGUUUCAGUAUUCAAACCGGCUUGAAGCAGUGCAUUUUUUACGAUUUAUAAUGAAUACAAUAGUAGUCUUAAUACAAUAGUUGAACAUGUAAUGUGGCAGAGAAUUGAAAGUGAGACAUGUCGCCUUCAUAGCUAUGAAUAAUGAUUUUUUGCUAGUUAAUUAAUGUGAUGCACAUAACACUUGGCUAGUACUUUUUGUAACUUUCACUGGAAUCGACGCUGUAAUUCUUAGUAAUUAGUGUUACUACAAAUAGUGCAAAUAUUUUUUAUUCAAGUUUCUUAAACAAAAUUACUUAAUGAGUUUUACAGUUGCAUUUAUUAGAACUCUCACAGUUGGUAGGUUUAGGAUUUUUUUAAGGGGAACAUUUUUGUCCAUAGAAAUUAAAGUGUAGUGUCUAAAAUUAUGGUUUAAGUGAUGUGUUUCUAAUAUAAAAAAAAAAAUA
Molecule: messenger RNA, 2317 nt
Organism: Danaus plexippus (monarch butterfly)
Lineage: Eukaryota; Metazoa; Arthropoda; Insecta; Lepidoptera; Nymphalidae
Product: phosducin-like protein
Exons: 1
Coding region: 139-948 (269 amino acids)
Biological process (GO): regulation of G protein-coupled receptor signaling pathway
Source: RefSeq, a predicted model, not a curated record